CAGCAGAGCAGUUCGGUGUUUCGCAGCAGAGAGAACGACUCAGAGGAUAUUUGUGGACUCUAGGAAACAUUCAGCUGGACAAUAAUCAAAGAGUCUGCAUCUGCUUGCUGCUGGGCCUGAAGAUCCACAUUUCUCACGCUUAGAUUUUGUGUCCAACAAAUUGAGUGCAAUUAAGGCUUUGCUUGGACCCAGGUCUGAGUGUUAAACAUGGGAGACCAGAGAUCAGUCCAGCCCCUCCGGCCCCUGCUGCUGCUCCUGAUGCUUCUCGCCAGGCUGUCACAGCUGUGGGCCUUGCCCUUCAGCCCGUCCCUGGACCUGGAUGUCACCCCCAGGACUACUGUCUUCUACAAAGGUCUGUUGGGCAGAGCCAUUUUCACUGGCUCUUCCCAGAACCACAGCACCCUCCUGCUGGAGGAGGGGGCCGGGUUGCUGUACGUGGGAGGCAGAGGAGCCCUGCACGCACUCAACACCUCCAACAUCUCCACAACUGCAAACCUCACAAUUGAUUGGGAUGCUUCCCCUGAACAGAAGAAGCAGUGUCUCAACAAAGGGAGAGACAAUCAGACAGAGUGCUACAAUCACAUCCGCUUUCUGCAGCGAUUCAAUGAGACUCACCUAUACGUCUGUGGAACAAACGCCUUCAGACCUCUUUGUGCUUACAUAGAUGCAGAGCGGUUCAGAUUCUCCUCCGGCUUUGAGGAGGGCAGAGACAGGUGUCCAUAUGACCCAGCAAAGGGAUACACUGGCCUCCUCAUAGAUGGUGAGAUGUUCACGGCCUCUCAGUACGAGUUUCGCAGUUCUCCAGAUGUCCGCAGAAACUUCCCCUUCCCCACGCUCAGGACAGAGGAGGCCCCCACCCGGUGGCUCCUGGAGGCAGAUUUCGUGGGCUCCGUGCUGCUGAAGGAGAGCAUCAACAGCUCUAUCGGUGAUGACGACAAGAUUUACUUUUUCUUUACGGAGAGAAGCCAGGAGCAGAUUGCCUACCCGAGCCAGACCAAGGUGUCCAGGGUUGCCCGAGUCUGCAAGAAUGACUGGGGUGGCCAGAGGACCCUGCAGAGGAAGUGGACCUCCUUCCUCAAGGCCAGAAUGGUGUGUUCGGUCCCAGAGUAUGAGCUGCACCUCAAUAUCCUGCGCAGUGUGUUCGUCCUGCAGGGUCGAGACGCUCAAAGCAGCAUUUUCUAUGGCGUCUUUGGCUUGGAAUGGAAGAAUAUCAAAGCAUCUGCUAUCUGCCAGUACGCCUUCUCAGAUGUGCAGAAGGCUUUCGACGGGCCGUACAUGGAGGUGCAGGACUCAAAGUGGAGGGAGUACACGGGGAAAGUUCCAGAGCCAAGACCUGGAUCUUGUAUAACAGAUGUGCACAGGUCCCAGGGCAUCAACUCAUCUCGAGACCUGCCAGACAAUGUCCUCACUUUUGCCAGAAGGCACCCACUGAUGGCCGGCCAGGUGCACCCAAUAGGGGCGCGCCCACUCAUGUUCAAAAGAAGUGUCAACUAUGUCAAGAUAGUCGUGCACAAGGAGCCGGCGCUGGAUGGAAACAUUUAUACUGUUCUGUUUUUGGGAACUGAUGACGGGUGGCUGCACAGAGCUGUAGACAUUGAUGGAGAAAUGCACAUCAUAGAAGAGUUGCAGCUGUUUGAAAAACCCCAGCCCAUAGAGAGCCUGGUCAUAUCGUCUGCUCUGCGGAGUAUCUAUGUUGGCUACCACUCUGGAGUGGUGCAGGUACCGAUGUCCGCCUGUCAGAGGUACACUUCCUGCUACGACUGCGUAUUCGCCAGAGAUCCGUUCUGUGGCUGGGACGGGAGAGCGUGUGUGGAAAUAGCUUCACGUGCACUGAGGUCAAACCUUACCCAGGAUAUCCUGAAGGGAAUCAGGGGCUGCAAGGAGAAUUCAGGAAACGUGGUCCAUCGGAGGCGUUCUGUGAUGUCUGGUGAUGACGUGCUACUUCAGUGCGAGCUGCACUCCAACCUGGCAACUCCGCGCUGGACGUUAAACGGCAAAGAACUCCAGGGAUACGGCCUCAAUUCGGGCUACCGCAUCGGCACAGAUGGCCUCCUCAUAAUCGGAGCUCGUGCCCAGCAGAGCGGGUCUUAUCGCUGCUUUGCCGUGGAGAACUCCGUCUCAGUCCUGGUUUAUCUUUACACAGUCAGGGUGCACACGGACUCGUACUUCCCCGUGGAGCCCACAGCCACGACUAACCCCACCACAGUUUCCAGCCCGACUGUUUUCUCCACCAGCGGCCCCACUGAGCAGCCUCUGCCCUCACCUCCUGCCCCACUGCCUCCGGGAGCUGAGUUCCAGACCUACAGACACAUGGAGGCCGUAUACAUUUCCCUAGUGGCGGUUCUCGGAGGGCUUUGCUUGGUGUUGACUGUGGUGCUGCUUUAUGUGAGCUUCUGCACCAGACGGGUCUCUCAGAACCGAAAGUUCUCCCAGCAGGGGCUACAGGUCCUGGGGGGCUCUGAGAGAAAGAGGAGCUCCCAUCUCGAACUUAGAACCAUCUCCAGCCACUGCAAUGGCCGCCAGGGUCGUCGCUCCAUCUCGAUGACAACUUUCGGGGACAUAGGUGAUGGAUUCCUCCAGAUAGUUCCAGGUGAGGGCCAGUUCUCUCCAUUCAAAACACCUCCUCCAGCCCCUCCUCUACCUAUGCCACCUCCGCUGCCCAACACGGACUACACCAACGGGCUGUCGGCCACUCUGCCCAGCGUGCUGAGGAAGAUGAACGGGAACAGCUACGUGCUGCUGAGGCAGGCCGACCCCGAGGGCAUGUCGCCGCUCUACCACUCCUUCACAGAGGAGCUCAACAGGAUCCUGGAGCAGCGGAAACACACACAGCUGGACCUGAAGCCUGAUGAGAGCUCCAUCUAGGACGCCCCUCUCAGUCCUCGUCGUUAUUUAUUUUUACCCCAACUGUGACCCGUAGUUGUGGGGAGAACUGACUGUUGUAUCAAACACUGCUGUUAUUUACCCAGUGUCAGAGUACCUGCAGGUCAUGUCCUCACCUGAUCUGAAAUGUGCAGCCUCCUGUGUCUUCCAUGCCAAAUGGCCCACGAUUUCACUUCAACAAUGGACGGCACCAACCAGAGAUUGCUAUUCAAAAAGUGGAGCUGUGAAAAAUUUGGCCAUAGACUGCACUGUUACAAAAUUACAACGAAUAGGGAGCUCAAUGAUGCUACCCCGGUGUAAACUCCCUGGAGGCUUUGAACGAUGGUGGUCAGAUGACACAAAAACGCAGAGAUGCAAACUGGGACACAGAAAUAAAUCCGGCCAGCCAGGAGGUGAUCACGUAUUUAUGAGACUGUGGGAGUGUUCAGGAAGUUUUUAGUGCCAUGUAAUAUUAGCCCUCAAUGGAGCAGAAAGUGAUACUCAAAUCUAUACCAAAAUCUAUCUUUUGUGCAUUGUUGCAUUCGGCUACAGUGGGAAACUACCUUUCACCUAACAUGCCCACACUGAGAGCCUUUUCCCUGCGUGUUGCAAGUCUGACGUUAGGAUGUUCCUGUUCCAUGGUCUGGGGGAGAACAGGUUUGACUCACCCGUAAUCGCAGGAGCUGACUCUGUAUCAGCCACGCCUUCCAUGAGGCUGGCGGUGAUAGUAGUAGAUAGUAGACUGUUUCAGCUGCUUGGCCUCCUCUGGGUUUGGGUGGAUAUUGACAGUUCAGGGUUCUUUUGUGGAGAAAAAAUGCCUCCUUCCGGGAUAAAUUGGCAGGCGUCCCACCUCCAGGUGUCUCGCAUCAGUGGCUAAUAAGGACCUUACCCUUCUCUCCCCCGUUCCGUGUGUGACGUCAGAGCUGACCAUCCAGUCUCCUCCUACAAAUGCACUUACCUACCCAACUGAAGGACCACUUAACAUUGUUUUAAACAAGCUCAAGCAUCCAACAAGUACAUGAAAAUGUUACAACAAUGGUUUAAUGGAUUGAUGUUUUAACAGUGAAAACGUGUCCAAAUAGGAAUCCAUUGUAAGGCUGCAACUAACGGUUGUUUUCACAAUCAAUUAAUCUGGCAGUUAUUUUUUUCAAUUUAUUGUUUAGCCUAAAAAAUGUGAAAGAAUAGAAAAUAGUAAAGAAUGCACAUCACAAUUUCCCAGAGCCCGGUGUGGCGUCUUCAAAUUGGUGGUAUUGUUGACCAACAUCCGAAAUCCCAAAAAUAUACAAUUUGAAAUGAUAUCAAACAGAGGAAAACCGCAAAUCCUUGCAAUUGAGAAGCUGAAACCAAUGAGCGUUUGACAUUUCUUGCUGCAUAAAUGACGCUUAAUCCGAAUAAUUGUUAUGAAUUCAAUCUGAACAUAAGCUUUUGUUCUCUAUGAAGGAGCAAACUACUCGUUUUACAGCUACCCGUUAAGCCCGAGGGUGGCGCCUGUUUCAUAAGAGAUAGAUUUAAUGUGGGGUAUCACUUUAAGAAGGUGUUACAGUAAACGAGAGCUCAGGUGGUAAAACAAAUCAUACAUUUACAUUUAUUUAAACCACUCUUUCGUCAUUUCUCCUGCCCUCAUGUCAAUUGCAAUACUGUAAUUGCAUCACUGUUUCAGAUGUGAGAAGCAGUUUGUUCUGUCAGUGCCAGUGGCAAGAGCUGUGGGGGGAAGUAGACACAGCUCUAUGUAAGGCAGCUUAAUUAGUCUAUUAAAGACCAUUAAAGGUGCAGUCAGUUUGUGGUCAGAUUGAUUGAAUUCACUGAAGACCACAGACUGGCUUCAGGCCCCAGAAGGCUGCGGGGAAUACACAACGCACGCUGAAAACAAACGGUCGAGAUGCUGUAAAGAAAAUGCUUAUUUGCCGUUUUAUAUUUAUACAGCUAAACAUACAUAUACUUUGUCUUUUUCAGACUGAAGCCCUGUUUUUGUAUGAUCACUCAUCACGCCUUCAAGAUGUUGCAUGAGUUUCAUGCCAACACUUUGAUUCUUUCAAAAUGAUUUU
Perca flavescens (yellow perch) is the source of this 4907-nucleotide messenger RNA. RefSeq names its product sema domain, immunoglobulin domain (Ig), transmembrane domain (TM) and short cytoplasmic domain, (semaphorin) 4Gb (gene sema4gb). Gene Ontology annotation, cellular component: plasma membrane. Gene Ontology annotation, biological process: positive regulation of cell migration; semaphorin-plexin signaling pathway; negative chemotaxis. NCBI's taxonomy places the organism in Eukaryota, Metazoa, Chordata, Actinopteri, Perciformes, Percidae. The record is from RefSeq and is a predicted model, not a curated record. The coding region runs from base 208 to 2865 and encodes 885 amino acids. Gene Ontology annotation, molecular function: chemorepellent activity; semaphorin receptor binding. The transcript is spliced from 15 exons.